ACGAUUGCGGAGCAGCUCUUAGAAUAUACGUGAAUGGAAGAGGUAGUCAAAUUGAGCCGUGAAACCUCUAUGAGCCUCAAGUGAUCCCCGCAGUUGUUUGGAACCGCAUGUUCCGACUUAUUCCCUCUCGAUUUGCCGCCUCCCUUCCAUCCCCAACGUCUCGCGUUCAUCGGGUUUGUUUCCAAUGUGCCACAGGUUGUUGUCAUCCUUGCUAAAUCCAAUACGUUUACUGACCGUUUUUUGUGAACCAAGUGCACGAUGAGCGACUCUGGGAGUAGCUCAAUGAGUGGGGAAACCCGCAUGCUGGAGCGGAGGGUGUCAAAUAAUCGGUCUGAUUUGAAUGCGGACCAGCAGAUGAACUACUUUCUCUCUUGGUUUACCACAUGGUCAGACUUGCAGAAGACCGAUUUUGUGAGUGUUCUGGCAGGGAAGAUGAAAGGUGAUAAAGCUUUAGCCGUGAAUGGUCUGCCAGACUUGAUGGCUAAAACGAAAUUGAGCAACGGAACACGCCCGCCGUCCUUGUUCUCUUGUCAAGUCAAACUGUUCGAUGACUGGUUUUCCGGGUGGUCAGAUGAUCAAAAGAACUAUCUGGCCCUUCGACUCAAGGACAUCGAUGGGGCCUUUUUCGAGAAGUACGAAAACUAUCUUCAAUUUGGACAGGAUUCCAUCGAGAAGGACUUUUUUGAACCUGGGAUUCCCGAGGACAUGAUCAAACAUAGUAACGGAGGGGUUAUUCCACAUUUGGUUGGCUUGAACCAAGUGCUUGAGGAUCAACAGGAGGAAGAGGAUUACCAAGAAGACGAACCUGACCACGGCUCUAAUGACCUGAGCGAUGAUGACGACCAUGAUGAUCCCAAGAAGCAAAAUCACUUAUAUCGUGCGGAAUUGGCCGAGCCCGUGCCGGAAAUUGUUUAAAGUGGAGCAGUGUUGUGUCCAGAAAACCAAAAAGAGACUCGUGUUCAUCUUUAAGAUAAUCUUCUAGUUUGCAACUAUUGCUUCCAUCCAAUCACUACUUCUCCUCCAUCGCCUCCUCUUUGGACUUACAUUCCAAUGCAGCUUCAAAAUGACCGAACCUUAAAACCCCAGAGAAGCCGAGAAACAAAAGAGCAUCUAACCUUGAGCUAUGAGGAAUUUGCCUCACUCUUCUUUUCCUGUCUCAUAUCCCAAACUCGACUUGAAACAUUCGGAAAGCCAAGGCACAGUUCCUGCCAGCAGAGGGUGUUAGUCUCGCCUAGAGCUUAUCUGAUGAUGGCGAAUAGCUCCGUCAGGGUCUGGCUCGAUCGAAUGAUGUGAUGAAGGCUGUAAUUGGGAAUGUGAUCGCUGGUUUGUUCAAUGAGCAACUAAAUUGUUAAACGAAUCAUCCUCCUUUUUCGACCAACUUUUUUUACACCUUUACGUACUUUGUACUGAUUUGCUAGCAUCAAAGUUGUUGUUCGCCUUCAUAUCUAAAACAAUGCCACCGAAUGCAUUUGAACUCAUUCCAGCAAUGAAACUUGCCGCCAUUCCCAGGAAGCGAAAUAUUCUCAAAGCCUUGUUGUACAUACGGUAUCAUACUCCUAGAUGACAGUCUAUAUCAAAUAACAAUAUACGUAUUUUCAUGAAAA
This is a messenger RNA of Tigriopus californicus, 1604 nucleotides long. RefSeq lists its product as uncharacterized. NCBI's taxonomy places the organism in Eukaryota, Metazoa, Arthropoda, Copepoda, Harpacticoida, Harpacticidae. The transcript has a single exon. The record is from RefSeq and is a predicted model, not a curated record. The coding region runs from base 259 to 915 and encodes 218 amino acids.